This is a messenger RNA of Hippoglossus stenolepis (Pacific halibut), 5040 nucleotides long. It is a transcript of the gene muc5e, whose product is annotated as mucin-19. The transcript has 39 exons. Gene Ontology annotation, cellular component: extracellular matrix. The record is from RefSeq and is a predicted model, not a curated record. Gene Ontology annotation, molecular function: protein binding. NCBI's taxonomy places the organism in Eukaryota, Metazoa, Chordata, Actinopteri, Pleuronectiformes, Pleuronectidae. Bases 1 to 5040 code for a protein of 1679 amino acids.
AUGACCCCACGCAGAUGGACGCUGGCUUUCUGCUUCUCACUGGUCUCAGACGUUUGCAGGACUUUCGGCAGCGGGGUUAUGCAGCCUUUCAACGGUUCAGGUUUCCAUGUGCGAUCAAACUGCCCGUUCACCCUCACCCGCUUCACACACAACCGGGUUGAAUAUGACAUCACCACACGGCGAGGCAAUAGCGGGCUGCUGACCCAACUCGAGAUCACCGUCAACAAAGUCAGGACGAUCGUGCAGGGUGGAAGCAUCGAGGUGGAGAAGAAAAGUAUUUCCCUUCCAUACGACCACACCUACCAGCAUAUUUUUCAGUAUGGUACCUUCACUAAACUAAGGAGCUCACUGCUUCCUUUGUCUGUCACCUGGCACAAUGUAUCUGGAGGAAUAGACUUAGUGGAGCUGGAGCUGGAGAAGGAGCUGAACAUUGACAUGACCGGACUGUGUGGACAACUGAAUGUUCCAGGCAACAAGCAGCAGUUGAUUGCGGAGAGCGUGCUCACUGAGGACACAUGUCAAACCCGAGAUUCUGUCUCUGCUAUGAAUCAACAGUGCAGACUGUUCUUUUCCUACACCUUGGAUUGCCUGCAAUUCAGGAUUCUUCAUUAUAUCGAACUCUGUGAAGAGAACAUCUACAGUUUUGAAAGCAGCAAAUACAUCAGCUGUGCUUUCUUCAAAGAAGUUGUCCAGGAGUGUGGAAAUAACAGCUACAUCUGGAACAUAUGGAGAAUUGUAACCAAAUGUGCUCCACCGAGUUGUCCAGGAGACCUGUUUUUUGUGGAACAGGGCCCCGCCUUUGUCCCCAGCUGCUCUAACCCCAACCCCAGAUUCUCCAACCAGGACCUCACAAGCUCCUGUGUCUGCCCAGAGGGUACGGUGGUUAAUGACCAAGCAGAGGGCAUCCACUGUGUGAAAGAGUCCAACUGCCCCUGUGUGUUCGCUGGCAGAAGCUACAGCACCGGACAUAUACGUAGCACCAAGUGUCAGUCGUGUGUGUGUGAGAGUGGGAAGUGGCAUUGCUCUGAAAACUUCUGCCCAGCCAGAUGUCUCAUGGAAGGACAGUUUGUGACAACAUUCGAUGGCAAACAAUAUGUCGUCCCUGGUAAAUGCACAUAUGUGGUAUCACAGGGUCACAACUGGACAAUAAUUGUUCAGUUUUCGGAAAAAAGGGUAUCCCUGCAAACAGCUGUCCUGCAGCUUUUUCAGGACACGUAUACAUUCUCAUACAACAGUGUUAAAGUGGGAGAGAAGGAGAUAACUGAACUUCAUCAGUCUGAUCACGCCCUGGUUUUCUGGCAGUCCUCCAUGUACAUCCAAGUCCAGACAUCCUUUGGUAUGAACAUCCAAGUCCAGAUGUCUCCUGAAAUUCAGCUCUACAUCACCCUACCCAAAACCCACACUGGUGUUAUAUCAGGUCUUUGUGGCAACAGCAACAAUGACACCACCGAUGACUUCACCACCAGCAGCGGCAUCAUCGAGAACUCACCUCAAGCUUUCGCUCUGUCCUGGAGUGUUGGCACUUGUGUAGUGAACAUACCCCCCAUCUGCAGCAGCACAGACAGUGAAAUAUUUGCAGAUGAAGGGUGUUCUGUUUUGAAUGACGCAACUGGGAUAUUUGCUACGUGCCACAGUCAUAUCCCAACUGAUCAUUUCCACACCGCUUGCAUCCAAAGAACCUGUAACUGUGGCAACAAUCUGCAGCAGUGUUUAUGUGUUGCUCUGGGCAGCUACGCCAAAGCCUGCGCCAGUCUGGGUGUUGCAGUUGGCGACUGGAGGAAAGCGACCAACUGCACUCUGAAAUGUCAAAAGAACCAAGAGUUCUCCUACGACGUGCGGGCCUGCAACCACACGUGCCGUUUACUGUCUGGCCCUGACCCUCGUUGUUGGUUGGAUGAUGCUCCUGUGGAGGGCUGUGGUUGUCCUGAAGGAACUCACCUGAACCAAGGACACGUAUGCACCCCAAAGGCAGAGUGUGUCUGUCACCACUAUGGCGGUACAAAGCCGCCGGGGCCUGUUGUUAUUGAUGGAAGACAGUGCCUCUGUGAGAAUGGAGAACUGCACUGUUCCAAGGACUGUGGUUGCAGAAAUGGUAAGGUUUGUGUUCACUGCUCAGAGUACCCAGUGAACACAGCUCAGAAAACCUGUGACAGUCUCAGCAAACCACUGGGUUCCAGUUUGACCUGUGAGAGUGGCUGUCACUGCCCACAUGACCAGUAUGAGGAUCACCAUGGAAACUGUGGUUCUCUGGACAACUGCACCUGUGUGUACAGUGGCAAAAUGUUCAGCGCAGGACAGCAUGUCAAAACCAACUGUAAAACAUGUGUUUGUGGUCAAGGUCAGUGGCACUGCAAAGACGAGCCAUGUUCUGGGAAGUGUCAAGUGUACGGAAAUGGGCAUUACCAGACAUUUGACUCUAAAUGGUAUCGCUUUAAUGGGCACUGCCAGUACACACUGGUAGAGGAUUACUGCGGAAACCAAAACGGCUCCUUCUCUGUCAGAGUGGAAAGUGUACCCUGCUGUGAUGAAGCACUGACCUGCUCUCGCUCCAUCGUCCUGGAUCUGCAGGGCACAGUCACCCUGACACUGAGCGACAUGAGGGUGACCAGACGUCUCCAAAAAGGCUGGACUCUGCAAGAAGAUUCAUUUUACACCACUCACACAGUGGGACUCUACAUCGUAAUAUCUGUGCCGAGCCAAGGCAUAACGCUCAUCUGGGACAAACACACCAGGAUCACCGUAGAGCUGCAUCCAAACUGGAGAAACCGAGUGUGUGGCCUCUGUGGGAAUUUUGACUCCAGUGAGAUGAAUGACCUACAGAUAAGUGACUCAGCAGUGGUGUCUAGUCCGCUGGCCUUUGGCAACAACUGGAAGGCCACCUCACCUCCUUGUUCUGAUGUUACCACUGAGAUAUUCCCAUGUGAACGCAACUCCUACUGCUCAGCUUGGGCUCAGCGGCGCUGUAUGAUCAUUACAGCAGACACCUUCAAAGACUGCCAUCUAAAAGUGGACCCAGAGCCCUACUACCACGCCUGUGUGCAGGAGUCCUGCUCCUGUGAGUUUGAGGGGAAGUUUCUGGGCUUCUGCACAGCUGUGGCAGCAUACGCAGAGGCCUGCAGCGAGCAGGACGUGUGUGUCAAAUGGAGGACACCUGAUUUGUGCCCGGUCUACUGUGACUACUACAACGAGCAGGGCCAGUGUAGCUGGCACUAUGAAGCCUGUGGUGAGGUGCUCACCUGCGGCAAAGGCCACUAUUUCACCGACAAACUGGAAGGCUGCUACCCCAGAUGUCCAAAAGAUGCACCGUUCUAUGAUGAAAAUACCGGUGAAUGCACCAAAUUGAGGAACUGCACAUGUUUUUUCAACGACACCAUCAUUCAGCCUGGGGCAGUGGUGAUGAUAGAGUGCUACUUUACCCACAACAAUAUCACCCACCACCUCUACCUCAAGCAUUCCAACUACAACUGCUUCAACCACAAUGGAAACAACUGUGCCCUCCACAACACCAACAACUACAACUGCCUCAACAACCACGGAAACAGGGACACCAACGUCAUCAACCACCCCUACACCAACAACAACACCUGCAUUGGCUGUACCGACCUCAAGAGGAAGAAAACUUGGGCUUGCGGUGAGACGUGGACAGAGGACUGUUUUCACAGGACCUGUACUAAUGGCAAGAUAGAGUUGACCCCGGUGGUUUGUCCAGAGCCUACAGCUCCCAUCUGCCCCAGAGGUCAAGUCACAAAAGUCUCAGACGGAUGCUGCGAAACAUGGAAAUGUGACUGUCGCUGUGAGCUAUAUGGGGACCCCCACUACAUCUCCUUUGCAGGUGUACCCUUUGAUUUCCUGGACGAAUGCACCUACAUCCUGGUGGAGGAGCAAUCACCACAACAUCGUCUGUCCAUUGCUGUGGACAACUUCUACUGUGUGCCGGGCCUCCAUGGGUCCUGUGCUAAAGGCAUCAUCCUCAAAUAUCAGGACAAUGUGGCUACACUUAGUAUGGUCCCAGAUUUUAAUGCAGUAAAGGCCACUCUGAACAAUGUGACCAUACAGCCACCAUACGAGGAGCAGGGGUUGAGGUUUGAAACCACAGGGUACGCUGUGUCAAUCUAUCUCCCUGAGGUUCGCUCUUACGUCUCCCUCAGUCCUUCUUAUACCUUGGUGGUCAAUCUAGCCAUGGAACAUUUCCUCAACAACACCCAGGGACAAUGUGGUGUAUGUGGUGGUGGAUCAUGUAUCCGCAGAGGAGGGCAGAUCGAGGACAACAAUUGCUGUGAUAAGACGGCCUAUGACUGGGUGUUUGCAGACCCUCUGAACUCAGCAUGUGUUUCUCGGCCGAGGGACGUACCCUGUCAUCCCGGGCCAACUCCGGUACCCCCCACCAGCUGCCCUCCAAGCCCACAAUGUGAGCUGCUAGACCACCCAGUCUUUCAGAACUGCACAACAUAUGUGAAUCUGCAACUUAUAAAGAAGAACUGUGAGUUUGAUUCAUGCGGGAAGACAGACGGUCCUUGCUCUUCACUAGAGCAAGCUGCUAAGGAAUGCAAGAAUGCCAGUAUCUGCAUCGACUGGAGAAAACUGACUAAUGGAACCUGUGAUGUGACAUGUCCAGAAGGAUUGGUUCACAGAGAAUGUCAUGACAAGCUGGAUGACUUCUGCUAUGGAGGUGGCCAGUUCAGGGCAGGAAAUCACUCCAUCAACUGUGUGUCUGACUGUUCAUAUUGUAAAGGACCUCUCGGAGAGCCCAGACUGCCUGGUGAGGUGUGGCAGUCCAACUGUCACCUGUGUUCAUGUAACAACCAGACUCGGACAGAGGAGUGUCGAAAAUCAUCCAAGUUGGCUCUUCUCUGUGACAAUCCUUGUUCUGAGAACAAUUGCAGUUACAAUGAAAAGACAUACAAGGUGGGAGUCACAUGGAAAGACGCUGCCCAUCCCUGCAUGUCAUUCAGCUGUAGCAGAGAGGGCAUUCAGACUGAGAGAAGAAUCUGUCCCAAAGAAAACUGUCCUGAGGUACUGGACCCCUCCUCUCUCCUUUAA